Messenger RNA from Nicotiana attenuata, 2147 nucleotides. Its product is annotated as BOI-related E3 ubiquitin-protein ligase 1-like. The coding region runs from base 698 to 1729 and encodes 343 amino acids. NCBI's taxonomy places the organism in Eukaryota, Viridiplantae, Streptophyta, Magnoliopsida, Solanales, Solanaceae. Gene Ontology annotation, molecular function: ubiquitin-protein transferase activity. The transcript has 4 exons. The record is from RefSeq and is a predicted model, not a curated record.
GAGAUAGAUGAGAAACACGAGAGAGUCCCUCCAUCUUUAAAGAAAAGCCAAAGCCCACGCGAAAGAAGAGAAGAGCAAGGAAACAAGGAACCAGAAUAAGAGGCCUGCCUCUCUCUUUCUCUGUCUCUCUUUGGACUGAUUCGAUUUGAUCGCAUCUCCUUCUAUUUCUCUCUCUCUCUCUCCCAUAUGCUUUGAAAAAAGCAUAUAGCAUAGCAAUCAAGGCAGGCGAAACAAAGUAAAAGUUUCUUAGGUGGAAACAAAGUGUGGGUCAGUAAUGGUCAUGUUGGUGGUUUCUUCUUCUCAGACAUAAAAAAAAAAAAAAAAAAACUCAUUCAACUCCGCAAUUUUUUCUCUUUAAACUCCGAAUCCCUCUCUAGUCUCUCUCUCAAGAAUCAAAAGUUUCUUUCUUUUCCCUAUAUACAAGACAUUUGUCUAAUUCUUUUCAUUUUCUUGAUAUUUCCUUUGGUUAGGUUAUAUAGUCCUCCAUAGUUUGGGGCAUCUUCUUCUCCUGAUUCAUGCUGUUCAUGUGUUAGCCUUAAUUAGGCCUUCCCUUUCUCACCACCCUCUUUACCAAUUAAGAGCCAAAUCACAAUCUCUCUUCAUUGCUAUCACAAUUCUUGUUUGCAUAUCUUCAACUUGACACCCUUUUCUCCAUAUAUUUACCUUUCUGUUUCGAUCAUAUAACCUUCAUUUUUAAAUGGCCGUUCAAGCUCAAUAUCCAUCAAAUGUUCUCCUUUUAAACAGAAGCGUACAAGAACGAAAGAAUCCACUUAGCAAUGAUGAUUACUCGUCGCAACCUCAACCUGGUGGAGCAUCAAUUCUUGAUCACACACAAAUGCUAUUCAAUCCAGGAGCUGGCUCCAAUCAUUCCUGUAAAAGAAGAAGAGAAAUUACCGCCCACACCACUAGUGCAACGGCAGCAGCAAUGAAUCCAUUAAUCUCAUCAAUGCAAUCUCAGCCGCAGCAGCAGCUCAUUGACUUAACUCAGCUCCAUACGCAUCAACUAAAUGUUGUCUCAACCGGCCUCCGUUUAGCUUCCGGCCAACAGCUACAACAACACCAGCAACAACAUCAGCAUCAACAAAAACAACAUCAUUCUCUUUCUCCUCAAUCUUCUCAAUCAUCAACCUUCUAUUCAAUAUUAACAGAAGACUUUUCCACAAUUAUCAAACAGCAGCGCGACGAAAUUGAACAUAUCCUCCAUGUUCAGAGAGAACAAUUGAGGCGGACAUUAGAGGAGAAAAGGCGUACACACUAUCGUGCGCUGCUCGGGGCCGUCGAGGAAACGAUGGCACGCCAACUUAAGGAGAAGGAAGCCGAGGUGGAGAAAGCGGUUCGGCGCAACGCGGAGUUAGAGGCGCGUGCAGCGCAGCUAAGUGCGGAGGCGCAGGCGUGGCAGGCAAGGGCGAAAGCGGAGGAAUUCACGGCGGCCACGCUGCAGGCACAGCUACAGCAGGCGAUGAUCAAUAACGGCGCCGGAGGGUGCAAUGCGCACCUCCCGGAGAGUGAUGGCGGCGAAGCGGAAGAUGCUGAGUCGGUCUACGUUGACCCCGACCGAGUCGUUGAGUCAACCGGGCCGAGUUGCAAGGGUUGCCGGAAGCGAGUUGCGUCGGUGGUGCUUUUGCCGUGUCGGCAUUUGUGUGUUUGUACGGAUUGUGAUGCUGCGCUUCAAGCUUGUCCACUCUGUCUCUGCAUUAGAACAACAAGCGUUGAGGUCUUUCUGUGUUAGGGAGCCCAAUUCUUGGCCCACGUUCUUUGCAGCCCAGGCCCAUGGAUUCCAACUUAAAUGGAGUAAAAGUGAAAUUAAGAAAAGAAAACAUAAAAACUAAAUAAUGAAAUAUAUUCAUCAUACAUUUCUUUCUUCAAAAGUUUCUUCUUUUCUUUUACUCUUCGACUUGCUUUUUUUUCUUUUGGCUCCAUUUUGAGGACACAAACCUUUGUUCUUUAUUCUUUUUUCUUCUUGAAGUGAAAAAAACUUGGAGAUGUUGUUCAUUGUGAAAUGGAGAGGCAUUGCCUUUUCUGUUCUUUUUUGUCCUUUUUUAUAAUUUCAAUUUAUUUCCAAAAGUCUUUUAUUUGCUGUCUCAUAGAACUAUAAAACUAGUUUUCCUUAACUAAUGUUAUGAAAAUUACUACACUACAUUGUUGUC